Molecule: messenger RNA, 1170 nt
Organism: Arabis nemorensis
Lineage: Eukaryota; Viridiplantae; Streptophyta; Magnoliopsida; Brassicales; Brassicaceae
Source: the annotation of a GenBank genome assembly
AUGAAUUUGGGAAAAUCAAUGGAGAAGCAUAACGAUGUUGUGGUAAAACUAGCUAAGCAUGUCAUCACUACCGUCGCAAAGGACUCCAACCUUGUGUUCUCACCAACGUCAAUCAACGUUUUGCUCAGCCUCAUCGCCGCUGGUUCGAAUUCCUCCUCCAAAGAACAAAUUCUCUCAUUUCUCAUGUCACCAUCAACUGAUCACCUCAACGGAAUCUUGACCAAGAUCGUAUCUAUUGCCCUCUCCGAAGGCAGCGAGAGAAGUGAUUUGUGCUUAUCUACGGCUAAUGGUGUCUGGAUCAACAACUCUGUACCUUUGAAAACUUAUUUUAAAGAGCUUUUAGAGAACUCCUACAAAGCCACUUGCAGUCAAGUUGACUUCGCAAAUAAGCCUGCUGAAGUGAUUGAUGAAGUGAAUACAUGGGCUAAAGUACACACCAACGGACUCAUUGAGGAGAUUCUUUCACGCGAUUCUAUCGAGGAUAUCCGUUGCAGCACACUCAUACUUGCAAAUGCAGUGUACUUCAAAGGAGCUUGGAGGGAAAAAUUUGAUGCAAAAUUGACAAAAGAUAACGAGUUUCACCUUCUUGAAGGCACCUCAGUGAAAGUGCCCUUCAUGACCAGUUACAAGGAUCAAUACUUAAGAAGAUAUGAUGGUUUCCAAGUUUUGCGGCUCCCUUACGUAGAAGAUCAACGUCAAUUCUCCAUGUAUAUCUAUCUUCCUAAAGAUAAAGAUGGAUUACCUGCUCUGCUUGAAAAAUUAGGCUCCGAGCCACGGUUUCUUGAUAACCAUAUUCCACUCCACGAUAUAGAAGUGGGUGUCAUCAAAAUUCCAAAGUUUAAGUUCUCUUUCGAGUUUAAAGCUUCAGAUGUUUUGAAGGAUAUGGGGCUGAUUUCACCAUUUACUUCUGGAGGUAAUCUGACUGAGAUGGUCGAUGCGCCUGCCAUCGGUGAAAAGCUAUACGUCUCAAGCAUUCUUCAUAAAGCUUGCAUUGAGGUGGAUGAAGAAGGAACCGAAGCUGCAGCCAUCUCUAUUGGCAUCAUGAUGCCCUUGUGUUUGAGGCGAAAUCCAGAUUUCAUAGCUGACCAUCCAUUUCUAUUCACGGUGAGAGAAGACAAGAGUGGAGUGAUCUUGUUCAUGGGUCAAGUUCUUGAUCCUUCAAAACAUUGA